Molecule: messenger RNA, 2022 nt
Organism: Zychaea mexicana
Lineage: Eukaryota; Fungi; Mucoromycota; Mucoromycetes; Mucorales; Lichtheimiaceae
Product: histone deacetylation protein Rxt3-domain-containing protein
Exons: 5
Coding region: 1-2022 (673 amino acids)
Source: RefSeq, a predicted model, not a curated record
AUGAGCGACAGACCACCAGGAACCAGUCCCGCUAGUGAUUCCGCCAAUGGAUUCACUACCACCACCCUUGGGAAUGCAGGGACCACUGCGGGGUCGGCAAAGGCCACUUCACCCGAUCAACCCAGUCGAGCUGCCACGACCUCGCCUGUCAAGGACACGUCUGGUCCUCCUUCAGUGACUAAUGGCAAUGGCACAGUUCCUAAUGCUUCUUCACCAGGGCUCGGAACAACUCGUUCGACCAUACCAGCAUUCUCGACUUCAAAAACCCUUUAUAGUGCGCCUUAUGAUACACCUGGCAUGCGCAUGUCGGUGUCGGCCGUAUUGGCUGGUAGUGGUCGAGACUCGACGUUUUAUCGAGGUGUAUCGUUCUCCCCUUCACCACGACCAGCAACAACAGCAACAACUAGCCAACAACAUCCCAUAUCACCGCCAGCAUCGUCAUCAUCGUUGUCGUCACUGCCACCACCGCCAAACUACGAUAAAUCAUCGAUGCUCAAAGAUGACAAGGCAUUGACCAAUGAACAGUUGGUACGUGCAUUAACAUCGGUACCUCUUUCCGGUUCAGCAGGCGGUGGUGGUAACACCAACAAAGCAUCGUCAUCACCGACGUCGUUGUCCUCAUCGUCGGCAACAACCGAUGCAAAAUCGCAAAAGAUAGGAAAUGCUCUAGCAGCUGUUGCAGCCACUGUUGCACAAAGAACACCUGUCCCAUCAUCAUCAUCAUCAUCAUUGUCGUCGUCUUCUUUAGCAAUACCAUCUACUACAACACCAGCUCCGACAACUGGUGGUUCCUCUGUAGCAGGAGCAGGAGGAAAUCAGAAGAGUAGCAAUAGCAAUAGUACGCCUCCAACAGCAACAGCGGCGGCAGUGACAGCCAUCGGUAAUCUGGCAGCAAAUAUCAGCACUCUUCUGCAAGCUACUACUGCUACAAAUGGGAACCAGCAGCAGCAGCAGCAACAACAUCAUCAUAGUCCGCAAGCACACCACCACCAACAAUCAUCCACUACAGAAAGACGACGUUCGAGCGCAUUACAGCUGACGCAAAUGCUGGAUCAAGCGAUACUACUUGGUGUACAGAAUAACAGCAACAAGAGCCCGGUACAAGAUACAGUAACCGGACAAGGACAUGCGUACGAUGCAUCGCCGUUAAAGCUCAAGGGCAAACCCAGUGGUUCUAAAGAGGAAAAGGCAAAGGAAGAAAUCAAAAGACUGCAACGGACAGUAAGAAGUGAUAAAACAUGGGAAAAGCUACAAGGACUGACGGAGAGACGACUUGGCUCUUAUCUUUAUUCGCCCGGAAUGUUGCUUCCGAUCAACGAAUCACAAUUGAACGGACUAGUGGAGGUGGUGAUACCUGCAAGAUACCUGACAUAUGAGAACCCGCAAGUCAAACGAAAAGCUGUAUGGGGCACGGACAUUUAUACAGACGAUUCUGACAUUGUGCCAAUAUUCAAAGGCUUAUGGGAUUACACAAAAGCGCUCAACCAGACUUUUAUAGUGAUUGUUCAUUCUGGCAAAUACGAAAUGACAUUUGUGGAACCUGACAUUGAUCCACGCGACCCGUUCUUUUUGGCACUCGGUGCUGGUGCAGCCGACGUGAUGAUGCAAGGGGACUAUUACAAGAGAAAUGGCAACAAAAGGUUGCGGCCGGGGGAGACUAGGGAUGAUGUGGUACCCGAUCAUGAUUUAAAAGUGACGCUUCGUGUGAUGCCAACGCUUAAACGGUACACUGGCACCAUCCGGCACUAUAUUGCGUCAAGGACAUGGAGUGGGAACCAUGAUGGUGCAAGUUAUUGGGUCGAGCAGGUGGAGAAGAUCCAGCUCGACCAAGAGGAAGAGGAGCCUGCAUCUCCUGCACCCAGUGCGUUCAAGAGAUCAAAGUCAAAACCCAAAAAGAAGGUCAGAGUUGUGUCGCCGCCACCCCGUCCUGCUGCUGCUGCUGUUGCUGAGCAACCCGCGUCACCUGCUCCGUACACGACUAGCCGUCGGCGUGCACGGCGCACAGCUGCCAAGGUAGGAUGA